Molecule: messenger RNA, 1713 nt
Organism: Trematomus bernacchii (emerald rockcod)
Lineage: Eukaryota; Metazoa; Chordata; Actinopteri; Perciformes; Nototheniidae
Exons: 6
Coding region: 1-900 (299 amino acids)
Source: RefSeq, a predicted model, not a curated record
AUGCGAAAUUUCCUGCGGCAAAUGGUGAACAACCUCAGCAGGAAUGACAGUGAUGAAUAUAAUUUUGAAAUCAGUGACGGCAUAAAUAUCAUAGAGAAUCGCGCUCUACGACUGACCAUUCAAGCUCCUGUGUCCUCUGUCCGGCUGGCCUCUGAGUGUCUGUCCCAGGGAGAGAAGAGGGUCUCCUGCUCCUCUGGGGGAGGGGACAGUCCUCAGUACAGCUGGACUCUGGAUGGACGCUCACUGACAGACACUGAGCUCCUCUCUGUAAAUACUGAGACUAACAGCAUCACUCUGAGACAACACGUCUCAGGAGCAGUGGCCUGCUCAGUCAAGAAUAACGUCAGUAGCAACGAUAAAGAGGAGAUCUCUAACUGUGUAUUCAUUAACUGCUCCUCAAAUGGGACACAGAUAUCACAGUGGGUGUUUGCAGCCAACAAUACGCUGUGCAUUGAACCAACAACAACACCUCCUACCACCACCAUCCCAGCAUCCUCCACUGUGGGUAAGGAGAGUACAGUGUCAAUUAACCCCCGCACUAACAUCACAUCCUGGAAUCAAACUGUGACCUCCCUCUCUGGAGAUGAGCCAUGGUACAUUAAAACAAGAAACUGGCAAAUAAUGGGCGGUGUUCUCUCUGCACUGGUUCUUCUGUUGGUGGUCGGGGUGGCUGUCGUCUGUGCUCAGAGAAAAAAACCAAGCAACCAGCCUACAGAUGAAGAUGAACAGGAGUUGACCUAUGCUGUUGUCAAGAUCAAGCAGCGGUCGGGGCGGCAGGUCCAGCAGAGGGCCGAGCCGGAGGUGGAGUACGGCCAGGUCAAGUUCUCAGAGCGACCUCGGCCGACUGCUGAUCCCGCAGGAGAGGAAUGUGUGUACGCCAAGGUGCGAAGAGGCAGGUGAUUCCCAGAGUUCAGUCAUUUGACAAAGACUGCACCGUUAAAGGCAGGUGAAGGGUCUCUUUGUCCAGAUCCUCCUCGUCCUGUCAUCAGAACGGCAACAGGGUCACAGCAGAGCACAGUUACACUUUUUAAUGCACUUUGACUCUGUAAAUCUAUUUGCUCCCUAUCGCUUCAUAUCAUUGAUUUCUGUUUCUAUUGUAUUAAAAUAAAGAUCCUGCAAUAAUAAUACUUUUAAUAUUAAUAAUGAUAUUCCUUUAUUUCUUCAGAAUAAAUAAAUUAUACACCUAAUGAGGACAAGAUACAGGUCAACAUUUUGCUGUGAUGUGUUUCUCUUGUACAGUCUAGUAGGGACCUCCGCCAGAAGCCUGUUUAAAGUUGAAAUACAUUAAUAGGAUGCGGGUUCUUUUAAUGUAAAUACAAUUUUUAUUUUCAUUCAUAGAUAUUAUUAUUAUUGUUAUGCUUUUGUGGUUUAUUUAAAAUUCCUUGUUUGAUUUCAAAAGCAUUUUAAUUGUUGUUUUAGAUAACAUUACAAUCAUCUUUGCGUUAUGUUUAUGCUUGUUUCUAAUUCAUGAGGAUGUUCACUUUUUUAAUACAUUGUUGAGCCACUGUAAAUUUAAAAUAAUGCUAAUAUAAUUUUGCCUUUACAAUGCACUUAGUUAACCCUGCAAUAAGUGGCAGAAAAGCACACUGCUCUGAAUAACCACUUCCUCAUUUGCACAAAUGAUGGCAAUGACUGCUCAUUUUUGCUGAAAAACUGUCUUUCUCGAAGGAAGAAAGAACAUUUGUCAUCAAUAAAUAAUUACAUUACAUCUUA